UCUUGCCUCUAGGAUAAAGAAGGUAAAUAUACAGAACAAUAUUAUGUAAUGGGAAAAGCUGCUUUGUCAAAAGAUGAAGCUUUUAAUAUGGAGAUUUGCGAUGAAUGCUUAUACACUUCUGAUUUGCUAACUGAAGAAACAACAAAAAAGCAGCUUUUCUUUUUUUACAUUAUCUUUAUUUCUUGGUUAUUUACUCUUUAUUCUUUAGGGCUGCUUUCUAAUUCAUUACGUAUUUUUGAUAAAUAAAGUUGCUCAUUGAACAUAAAAAGCAAAGUCUCUGUGUGUUGUUUAAAAAAAAAAAGUUUAUUUUUGUGCUGCCAAAGGUCAGGACAAUUGACGUAAUGGGCAUUGGUUG
This is a messenger RNA of Rhizopus microsporus ATCC 52813, 355 nucleotides long. RefSeq lists its product as uncharacterized. Lineage: Eukaryota; Fungi; Mucoromycota; Mucoromycetes; Mucorales; Rhizopodaceae. The transcript has a single exon. The record is from RefSeq and is a predicted model, not a curated record. The coding region runs from base 49 to 246 and encodes 65 amino acids.